This is a messenger RNA of Sinocyclocheilus grahami, 3386 nucleotides long. RefSeq names its product sprouty-related, EVH1 domain-containing protein 2-like. Gene Ontology annotation, biological process: negative regulation of MAPK cascade; multicellular organism development. The coding region runs from base 120 to 1223 and encodes 367 amino acids. Gene Ontology annotation, molecular function: protein kinase binding. NCBI's taxonomy places the organism in Eukaryota, Metazoa, Chordata, Actinopteri, Cypriniformes, Cyprinidae. The record is from RefSeq and is a predicted model, not a curated record. Gene Ontology annotation, cellular component: membrane. The transcript has 4 exons.
GUGUGUGUGUGAGAACGCGCGCGCGAGUGUGUGUGUGUGUGUGUGCUCGGGAAGAAGGGGAAUAAAAAAGACGAGAGACCGGGGGGCAGCCAGCUCGAAGCGGCGGGCAACACCGAGCCAUGGAGGGCGAUGUGCGUGUCCGAGCGGUGGUGAUGACACGUGACGAUUCUAGUGGUGGCUGGGUGCCCCUUGGAGGUGGCGGCCUCAGUCAUGUGGUCAUUUGUAAGGGGCGGAGCUCUGAAGGUCGUGGGCGGAGAGAGUACGUCAUACGUGGAGAACGGCUACGCGAUCGAGCACCUGUGCUGGAAUGUGCCAUUCAAAAGGGUCUGGUCUACAACAAGGUGAACCCCAUCUUCCAUCACUGGCGUGUGGAGGAGAGAAAGUUUGGUCUGACCUUCCAGAGCCCAGCUGACGCCAUCUCCUUCGAGAGGGGGCUUCAAAGUGUCCUUGAGAAGCUGGACAGAGGUACAGAAGCAGCAAAAAACGGUGCUACACGGACCAAGGUGGGCGGGCUGACAGGGGGCGUGGUGGUGGUGGGCGGCAGCCAGGACAAGUCGGAGCUUUGCGUGGUGCGCUUUGAGAAGGAACUGGCCGGCGUGGGCACCACAGGCUGCGAGGUCACCGUCAUGCUGGACACCAAAGGCUCCCAGCUCAACUCUUCGCCCACCUGCAUGCCCAACGCCGUGCCGGGAGUGCCGUCGGCCAGCAGCUCCCCGCAGGAGACGGGCAAAGGCUCGCCCUCUCCCUGCUGCAUCCACACCUCGCUCGCCACGCCCCGCUCUCGGACUCGCAAGCGAGGGGGCAGUGGAGGGGAAGCCAUCUCGCCCGACGACGACAGCUCCUGCCCGCAGGGAUCCUCCUCUUGCUCGUCACGCUGUGUGUACUGCCGCUCCGUCUUCAGCGCCUCAGAGAACGGACGGGGCCGCUGCCGGGACGCUCCCGACCCGGCACUACACUGCCUGCGCCAGUGGACGUGUGUGUGGUGCGCAGAGAGCCUGCUCUACCACUGCAUGUCGGACUCCGAGGGCGAGUUCUGGGAGCCGUGCUCGUGCGAGGACUCGAUGGGCCGGCGGCCGCACCCGCUGUGCUGCGCCCGCUGGAUGGCGCUGUUGGCACUGUCUCUUUUCGUGCCCUGCAUGUGCUGCUACCUGCCCCUGCACGCAUGCCUGCGCUGUGGGGAGAGAUGUGGCUGCUGCGGAGGAAAGCACAAGGCCGUGCGAUGAGGCCUAACCGGGGGGAGGGCGUGUGGGCGGGGCUUAUUGUGACGGGACGGGAGCACAAAGACGUUGUCGUCAUUCAAAGGAACAGCCGUAGAGCCAGAUCUCCUACAUAAACCUUCACGAUAAUAUCCCCUCGCCCCCUCCGAGGCCGUCUGCUGCAUUCCGCUCUUCUCUGCUCGGACCCUUCACGCUCGUGGUGGGUGCAUGGGUUCGGGAAGGUCGCUUUCUGAUUUGCUGGUCGUUGGGGUCAGGGGUCGUCUCCGGGAGGUGGGGAGUGAAUGGGGAUCAGUGACGUGUAAACAAUUGUUAGUUUUUUUUCUCUUGGGUUUUAUUUAUUUAAUUUAGGGAGAAAAAUGAGAUGAAAAAUGUUUAUAGCUAUGGUUAUCAGACCUUUUUUGAGUAUAUUAUUUUACUUGAACUAUUGAAAGAUAUUUUUUUGGCAAUUGAUUUAAUGAAUACACUCCCCUCGUACCUCUAAGUUACUGAGUUUUACCUCAAUGUCCAGUGGAGAGGAAGGCAGAUAGAGAAAGAGACACUUAUUUCGGGGACUGUGUGCUGUGGUGAGGUUUUGUAUAUGGUCUUUACAGUAGGUUUUUCACACACGUUCGGCCAGAACGUAUUUGUGAAGGAGAACAUUUUGAUGUCGUAUCACUUUUAGUUGUUUGAGAACAGGGAACGUGAACGGUCUGAUCGAGGGCAGUUUCACCAAAACCACAUACAUACUUUCACCACAUACAUGUCAUUCUUCUGUCAAGAUUACAGUUGUAUUGAACUUGCCAGCAACCAAGAAUGUUGCCUAUAUUUGACCAAAAAAAGUGGAGAGAUAAUCUAGACAUGAAUCUGCCGAACAUUUGCACAGCAAAUGUGAACCGAGGCCUUGAAAUGUAGUUGAACACACCACCAAAAAUACAGUGCAAUUAGUUAUUAAUAAGAAGUAAAGAAUAAAAAGCAAAGGCUUGUUGUGUGUGACACAACAUUUUAACUUUAUCUGUCAGUAUGGAAACAAGAGAAGUACUCAAUCAUUAACUAUAACGAGUAACACUGCUCCUCACGUGUGCUUUUGAGCCGUGUCCUAAACAGAGCAACGAAGUGACAGGACAUUUUGUCUGUGGAGUUGUGCUGGGUAGCCCCGCCCACAGUGAAAUCCCAUUGGUCCAGAAACAUCAGCUAUGUUCUGACUGCCUCUGACUGUAUUACAGUAUAUUUUGUUUUCACUGCGGACAGACAAAUGACUUGACGCUGAAAACUUCGUCGUCUGGCUAAAGGACACAAGAAUUUAGACCAAUCAGUUCAAACACUGCCUGGCAUAACGGUUUGGACCUCAAAGUGUUAAGAAACAUUGCUUUAAAUAUCUCAAAGCUGCUAUUUCAACUCCCCUAAACUUGUCAUACCUCGCUGCUAGUAAUGAGGAGUUAGGGAAUCAGACACAGCCCUGUAGUCCAUUUUUGAGUUAGGAACACAUUGAUGGUUUCUCCAUCAAUGUUGUAUUAACUGCUCAUUAGAGUCACUUUAAAAGAAAAGGGUUUUUACAGCAAGAUGAGCCACUAGACCAUUCGAUCUACACACAUGCAUUGUAUUUCAUUGUGCAUCUGGACUCCAUUUUUGAAGAUGUGAAACAUUCUCUCACACACAUUCUCACUCACUCUUUAUGGGCAGAAUAUUAGACAUGAGUAGGGAAACACAAAAAGCCCCAAAAAUAGCACUGGAAAAAAGAACUUUGCGAGAUGAGACCACCCUUGAGGGCCCUAGUCAUACAUCCUAUUAAUAAAUGUGCCUUUUGAUUUAUUUAACCAAUAACCUAUAAUUUCUAAGUAACAACAUACCUAAAUACUCAUUUUCUUUUUCGGGUUGUUUAUUUCUGCCAAUGUGCAUAUUUUAAUAUGUAUGUGUCUAUUAGUUUGAAAAGUAAUCAAUGGAAAAUAUUACCUGUUUAUAUAUUUAUUGAGAUAUUUAUUCUAAUUCUUUAUUUAUUUUUGGAGACGGGUUUUUAUUUUCUGUGCUGUCUUACUUCUCUGACUUUGUGCCAAUUUGCUGCUUUGAGGUGUUACAUAUCGUGGGUUUGUAUCAUUAAUUAAACCCUAACUCUAUAUUUUAAUGAAAAGUUUGCACUCUGAUUCGUGUUUACAUGUGAUUAUAAUGUACACUCAUACUGGGAUGGCAUCAUUC